GAUUCAGAAGAAACCCUAAAAAUGCAGAACGAAGAAGGCCAAAUCACCGAACUCUACAUUCCUAGAAAAUGUUCUGCUACAAAUCGAUUGAUUACUGCCAAGGAUCACGCUUCAGUUCAGAUUAACGUUGGUCAUUUGGAUGAAAGCGGUGUCUACAAUGGUCAAUUUUCCACUUUUGCCCUUUGUGGCUUCACUCGCGCACAGGGAGAUGCUGACAGUGGAAUUGAUCGCUUAUGGCAGAAAAAGAAAGCUGAAAUUAAGCAAUAGAUGUCAUGACCACAUCUUUCUUUAUUAUGUGCUGAGUUUAAUUUUUGCUAGAGAUAUUAUUGGAUCAUUGUGAUCUAUGUAUUGCAAUAUCAUUUUUGAAUUUCUUUUUGGUACCUUCAACUGAAGUUGCUCUCUUAUUAAUUGCUUUAAAAUAUAAGUUGCUCUCUUA
Medicago truncatula (barrel medic) is the source of this 436-nucleotide messenger RNA. RefSeq names its product 40S ribosomal protein S21-2. Lineage: Eukaryota; Viridiplantae; Streptophyta; Magnoliopsida; Fabales; Fabaceae. Gene Ontology annotation, biological process: translation. The record is from RefSeq and is marked validated. Gene Ontology annotation, cellular component: ribosome. Bases 22 to 267 code for a protein of 81 amino acids. The transcript is spliced from 3 exons. Gene Ontology annotation, molecular function: structural constituent of ribosome.